Molecule: messenger RNA, 2343 nt
Organism: Magnusiomyces paraingens
Lineage: Eukaryota; Fungi; Ascomycota; Dipodascomycetes; Dipodascales; Dipodascaceae
Exons: 3
Coding region: 1-2343 (780 amino acids)
Biological process (GO): intracellular signal transduction; protein phosphorylation
Cellular component (GO): cytoplasm
Molecular function (GO): protein serine/threonine kinase activity; ATP binding
Source: RefSeq, a predicted model, not a curated record
AUGCUCUCACAUCAACAACACCCGGCCACAACCACAACUACGGCCGCCUCUGACCGAGGCCCGCAAAAUCAUUGUUGUGUACCUACACCAAGUAAUAGUUUAGAUGUCUCACUCGGUUCUACCCGUCCUCAGUCGCUCCAACCUUCACCUCACUAUCACCAACACCAACACCAUCAUAGCAUUCCCGGUCUGAACCAUCCACCACCAUCAAACAACAUGACACCAAUGUCUCUUCCUCACAGUCCCUAUCUAGCACCUCAUAUUUCACUUUCCAUGACAGAACGUGUUCCAGUGUCUGCUGCUGCUGCUUCUGUUACUGCCAUUUCUAAUGAAAAUUCAUCUUCUCAUGCUGUUUUGUCUGUACCUGGUGGUGGUGGUGAUGGUGGAAUUAUCAACAACAACACCACCACCAACAAUAACGCUCUAACUAAUCCCGCAACAGGGGUACUUCCAAGCAAUAAUCCACUGGCUCGUAGACCCAGUAUGGUACGCUUUUAUUCCACUCCAACGCUUCCAUGCAUGAGUCCGACGCGGCAACAGUUCCGGUUAGCCAAUGCUACGCCGCGCGAAAUCAAGGAAACUGUCGUGUCCAGUAGACGUGUUGAUGACGCUGGCAAAACCGUCAACCAAUAUCUUGUUUGUGGCCAGAUUGGCUGCGGUACAUUUGGCACUGUUUGGAAAGUCACUGAUACUAAUACAUCCGAGCCCUACGCUAUGAAGGAAUACUCCAAAUCGAGCCUACGCAAACAUCUUCGAUCGGAGCUUCUCAGUCAACGCAGGCGUGCCGUCAUGAGAGGCUCAAGUCGUCCACGAACACCUCUCGCAGGUGCUUCUUCAACAUCUUCUUCAUCAGUUUCCCCAGCAAUCGACAAUAAUAGUCCAUUUAACCUUAUCCGCAGAGAGUUUGCCAUUGCCAAAAAACUAGACCACCCUAAUAUCGUCUCUCUCAUUGAAGUCCUCGAUGACCCAACAAGUGACUCUCUAUACCUUAUUUUAGAAUGGUGCGCAAAUGGCCCAGUCAUGUCCCACACAAAGACUCGUGACCAUAACGACGAUGAGCCCCCACUCGUACCCACCGCUUGUCUCUCUGAAGAACAAUGCAGACUCUACUUCCGCGACAUGAUUCUGGGGAUUGAAUACCUACAUUCCCAAGGAGUCAUUCACCGCGACAUCAAAGCAGAUAAUCUACUUCUUGACGAGGACGAUGUUCUUAAAAUUGCAGACUUUGGUGUCUCUGAACUUUUUGAACAGGAUAACGAUGUAAUUACCAAAACAGCAGGCUCACCCUCUUACAUGGCCCCAGAGCUUGCUGUCAUUUCAAAUGGAACCCUAAUGCCGCUGGCGGCCACACGCGAUAUCCCUACAAACUCUCUUUCAGGCAGGUCUGCAGACAUUUGGUCCAUGGGUGUCACUCUUUACUAUAUGCUUUUUGGUGUCUUGCCCUUUUGCGCAGACAAUGUCAUGGACCUUUAUACUCACAUAGUCACGGAGGAAGUCGAGUUCCCACGAGAUGAUAUCAACCCAGAUCUUAAAGACCUGUUUGCACGCAUUCUCUGUAAAUCCCCUCAAAAACGCAUUAAAAUGGACGAGCUUCGUAUCCAUCCUUGGGUCACACGUCGCAACCAGGACGCCCUUGUGUCGAAAGAGGAAAAUAUCUCCGACAGCAUCACCCAAGUCACUGAAGAAGACAUUGUCUCAGCCAUUGAGCGUGUCCGUAGUCUUGGUGUCGAGCCUGAACAAGCCAUGGCCAAACUUCGCAGACUCCACGGCUGGCGUGGGCAACCUUCAUCGUCUCGAAGCAGCUCCCGGUCACCCUCUUUGUCACCAUACUUGGCUCCGCAUGACGCGCUGGCGCGCGUGCCUUCGCCUACACAACCCCUCGACGACGUUAACCUAUCUUUACAGAAGCUCACGCGUGCUCUCGAAGAAGUGGCACGUCGCAGUCAUAGCAAGUCUCGAGGACCAUCCUCAGUGGAUUCCCAAGGAGGUCCAGGCAGCUCUUCUUACUACAAGUCUAUUUCUCAUGGAACCUCAAGUUCUCACAACUUUUAUCAGAGCGCUAGUACCACUCCUGGCGGCAGUAGCAUCUAUCCUAGCAGAAAUACAGGUACUACCAUGAGUGCAAACGCAAGCUCAGUAUCUGUGGCUGUAGUUGAAGGUCCGACUGAAGCAGACUCCACAUUAAAGGAAGAAAAUACUCUCACCAUUAUUGGCCGUCCACCCAGUGUGCCUAGCCCAACCUCUCUUACAUCAACCACCCCACCGUCAUCGUCCUUGAAGACUGCAGCCCCAUCUGCAUGUAAUUUGGUUAAUGAAGCUGCUUCUACUCGGAUAUCUUUAUAA